Messenger RNA from Exaiptasia diaphana, 1143 nucleotides. Its product is annotated as methionine aminopeptidase 1D, mitochondrial. Lineage: Eukaryota; Metazoa; Cnidaria; Anthozoa; Actiniaria; Aiptasiidae. Gene Ontology annotation, biological process: proteolysis. The record is from RefSeq and is a predicted model, not a curated record. Gene Ontology annotation, molecular function: metalloaminopeptidase activity. The coding region runs from base 76 to 1026 and encodes 316 amino acids. The transcript has 10 exons.
AAAUGUUUUUGGGGUCCCUGUGGUACACCAAACGCCAUUUUGAGUUCCCAAAAGGGACUAGCGGACGGCGACAAAAUGGGGGUUCGUACUGCAUUUAUUGAAUCUUUGCAAGUCUUAAGGAAGAUAGCCAAAACUGCAAAUAAGAGUUUCCCAUCAAAGUCUAAACUCUUCACAAGCAUACCUCAAAAUAACACAUCAACAAUACAAGAAAUACCAUCACACAUUGCACUCCCUGUGUAUGCUAAAACUGGUAUAGUCCCAGACCCUCCCGGCAGUGUGGAAAUCAAGAACAAAGAACAGAUACAAGCUGUAAGACAUGCUUGUCAAGUUGCACGUGGCGUGGUUACACUUGCUGGUCAACUUGUUAAAGUUGGGGUUACCACUGAAGAGAUAGACAGAGCUGUUUAUCAGUCAAUCAUUGACCAUGAUGCCUACCCUUCACCCUUGAAUUACAAAGGGUUUCCUAAAUCAGUCUGUACAUCAGUAAAUAAUGUAACAGUACAUGGAAUUCCUAACAGCUACUCAUUAAAAGAUGGGGAUAUAAUAAGCAUAGAUGUAUCUGUAUUCAUAGGUGGUKUCCAUGGUGAUCUUUGUGAAACAUUUAYGGUUGGYAAGGUAGACAAUUCUGGAAGUAAACUAGUGGAUAUUUCCAGGAAAUGUCUGGACACUGCAAUAGAUAUCUGUGGACCYGGUGUACGCUUCUCUACUAUUGGAAAUACCAUCAGUUCUUUAGCAGCUCAGAAUGGUUUUAGUGUGUGUCCAUACAGCCAUGGUCAUGGGAUAGGCAGUGUAUUCCAUGCUUUACCAGAUAUAUGUCAUGUUGCUAACAGUCGUGCUGGUAAGAUGGAACCAGGAAUGACGUUUACCAUAGAACCAGUGAUUCUUGAGGGAUUGCCAGGCAUAGAUGUUUUAGAUGAUGGGUGGACGAUGGUAACGAUAGAUGGUAAAAGAGCUGCACAAUUCGAGGAAACAGUUUUGAUAACAAGUGACGGCGUCGAGGUUUUAACGCAGGAUCCGCUUAAAUAGAAUCAAGGGACAUUGAUUUCUGGAUAGGUUAUCAAAAUGUUGAUUUCAGAUUUAAGUCUUUUCACUUUUACAGUAAUUAAACUAAAAUUUUAUUAGAAGUGUGGUUUCUCAAUUUAA